Bombina bombina (fire-bellied toad) is the source of this 1352-nucleotide messenger RNA. RefSeq lists its product as uncharacterized. The transcript has 11 exons. The coding region runs from base 65 to 1024 and encodes 319 amino acids. NCBI's taxonomy places the organism in Eukaryota, Metazoa, Chordata, Amphibia, Anura, Bombinatoridae. The record is from RefSeq and is a predicted model, not a curated record.
ACACACGUCGCAGUGCACUCUGGGAGUUGUAGUCUAUAUAUCUUGCGGCCUAAUUUCGGUGCGUAUGGCGAUGUCUCACCCGCACCGUCUCACUGACUCGAUGGCAAUGAUCAAUAUGGAGAAUUACAAGAAGCAAAUUGCUGAGCAGUUCCUAAAUCAUGCGCUGGAGAUCAUCUACCUACUGACCGGGGAGAGAUACACGUUCAUGAAAAAUCCCUCUGACAGCAACAUUCACCGCGUGAGCAGACAGGUCCCUAUAAAAUGUAAUGACCUUACCCUGUAUUUCACGGUUGAGGAGGGGCAAUAUGUAGACGAACCAAAGGAAGUGAUUAUGGAGAGUCCCCAAAUGCUUCGGACUGUAGAAAUCCAAACAUCUGAGAGCGCUGGUUGCUGCGAUGAACAUCGGGAGACCAGAAAAAAUGUGGUGCUUCCAAAAAAUACUGAAGGGAAAAAACAUUCAGAUUGCGCUGCAGAUGACGAUAAUGUUGUAAUAAGCACUGAACAGAGAAAAGACUUAAGAAUAACGAGUCGCGUGGAAUCUGUGGAUGAAGAUAUCUGUGACAACACCAGCACCGAUGACGCAAACGCGGACUUGCAAAUGAGCGGUGAUCAACCAGAUGAGCUGAGUGUCAGGCGUCACAUGCAGGCGCUGGAGCAGGAGAUCUGUGGUAGUAUGAGCACAGAUAUUUCUGAUGAAGCUGGUGAUGUCGUCUCAAACCAUGAAAAAAAAGUGUUGGAGGUAGAAGAGAGAGAUGAUCUGCAGAUAAAUAUCCAGUCGGACCUCUGCGUAGAUAUUUCUGAUGAAGCUGGUGAUGUCGUCUCAAACCAUGAAAAAAAAGUGUUGGAGGUAGAAGAGAGAGAUGAUCUGCAGAUAAAUAUCCAGUCGGACCUCUGCGUAGGACUUCAUGAAGAAAGUUCGGACGCUAUAGCCACUCAUAAGGUAGAAGACAAUGCGAGAGAUGAAAGUGGCGCUCAUCAGUCGGAAAUCGUUCCCGGCGCAUCUGCAGGAGCCAGCAAUCAUUAAAGAUCUACACAUUGCUAUACAAUGGGUUGUCAAGAAUGAGGCACUGUUCUAUGGGCGCAUAACCAUGCCAAGUUAUGUGUCAAUGAAUGAAGAUGACCGCCAGAAGCCCAUAGAUAACGUGAUGCAAAGAGAAGAACCAGAAGCAAGGGAGCCAUUCCUCUUUGUAUUUCAGCACAGAGAAGAUAUGGAGUUGUUUUUGCAGGCAUGUCUUGACCAACAGGGCCUCCAAGUUAAUGCCAUGUUCAACAAAUGACUGAUGGACAAGGGGUGGUGGUGUGUUAUUGUUUAAAUUAUUGAUAAUAAUAAAAAAAUAAGAUAAUUAACACCA